Messenger RNA from Aspergillus terreus NIH2624, 1191 nucleotides. RefSeq lists its product as uncharacterized. The coding region runs from base 1 to 1191 and encodes 396 amino acids. The transcript is spliced from 3 exons. Lineage: Eukaryota; Fungi; Ascomycota; Eurotiomycetes; Eurotiales; Aspergillaceae. The record is from RefSeq and is a predicted model, not a curated record.
AUGCCCUCCAUACGGAAGAGAACGCGACACUCCUUUGGCGGCCGAUGGACCGAUCAGGAACGCUCUCGUCUGUGGAACUUGAGAAACAGCCAUCGCAAGCUACCUUGGGAAGUUUUCAGAGUGGUUCGUCAACCAUCCUUCUGCGACACUUGGCUUGUUUUAACCCUCAAACAGAACUAUUUUCCGAGCCGCAGUAUCAACGCCCUUCAGAAGCAGUAUUCGGAUCUCGGCGAGCUCUCCAAUGGGAACAAUCUCCCUUCGAGAACAUCCGCCAGGUUAGGUAAACGCACAACCGCCGACAAUGACCCGGCUACCGCAGAGCCACUUUCCAAACAGACGAGGAUAUCAGAGCCCGGUACGGAAUAUUCUCCACCUGAGUCUGAAGAUUCCAGUUCCAGUGAUGAUGAUGAUGGGGAUGUGCAAAUGGAUGGGUCUCGAGCUCCCCGGAGAACCCCUCGGAAGCAGCUCAAUCGCCCAAGCCGCCUCGUCAGAUUGCCACUUACACGUACGGAAAGACCUCACUCUUCCACCACUGCAGCUGUUGCAGAUGAGCAGCCAGAAAUCCCGAGCACCAGCGCCUCUAACCCUGUAGCCUUUCCGCAAGCUUCGAGAGCUGCUUCUCCCCAAGCAGAGGAGCAACCGGAGAUGACGAAGAGUCCUCUUCGGCCUUUGAACACGGACAAAGAGCCCCAGAGAGAUAAGAGAUCUCUCAGUACGAGUCCCGGUUCCAGGGAGGCUUCGUGUGAUCGCCUUGGGAAAGUGGUCCAAGGAUUCAUUCAGUCCAGAGAAGAGCAUAUGCGAGCACGCCACAAAGCCGAAGCGCUCGUUGAGCAGCUCAAAAAGGCGCUGAGAUCUGAAAAAGGGGAGGUCUCUCACCUUAAAGAUCUCCUUGAGCAAAGGGGGGUUGAAGUGAAUCAACUCAAGGAAUUCGUUGAGCGGACUGAGAAAAUUGCGGCUGAAAGGAAGGCCCAAAUUGUGAGGCUCACCGCCGAGCUUCAGGACCAACAAGCAAGGAUGGGUCAAAUACCCUUGAACGACCCUGGUUCUGCCCGGCCAUGUCCAGGCUGUACCGAGAAAGAGCAGCAGAUUGCGGAGAAAGAGCAGAAAAUCGAUAUGAUCUUCAAACUCUUCGGGCGAAAGCGGUCGACGGUGACUCCCAUACCUGAAGCAGUUGUCCCUGACAGUGAAUAA